Messenger RNA from Archocentrus centrarchus (flier cichlid), 6077 nucleotides. RefSeq names its product mitogen-activated protein kinase kinase kinase 12 (gene map3k12). Gene Ontology annotation, molecular function: ATP binding; MAP kinase kinase kinase activity. The coding region runs from base 291 to 3164 and encodes 957 amino acids. The transcript is spliced from 14 exons. The record is from RefSeq and is a predicted model, not a curated record. Gene Ontology annotation, biological process: protein autophosphorylation; JNK cascade. Gene Ontology annotation, cellular component: cytoplasm. NCBI's taxonomy places the organism in Eukaryota, Metazoa, Chordata, Actinopteri, Cichliformes, Cichlidae.
CCCCCCAAAAAAUCCAGCGCGCCUCACGUUGCAUGGGUCCCCGGUUAUUGAUAACACAAUUUACCCGCUGGGAUACAUCCCAGUAACGUGAAACUCGUGGAUAUCGGCGCUGGAAAUACUAAAGACACCACGGACCGAAUGAAAAACAACGAUCUGCUCAUUAUCGCCGGCAAAUAGAAAGCCGAGCCCACCCCUUCACUUGACAACGCGACAUCAACCAGGCAGAAAGGCUUUCUUCUCAUCUGUCCACCCUCCAUCCACCCUGACCUGCUGUGUUGGGGAAACCCCUGAUGAGUGGGACCUGUAUCCAUGAGCCCCGCGCCCCUUCCCCCUCCCUGUCAGGCUUCAGUACCCCCAUCUCAGAACCCCCCUAUCGAAGACUCGAUGGAGACACCCCUGCCUGCACCCCCGAAACUGACCUGACCCCCACACAGUGUGUCCUUCGUAACGUAUUGUCCAUUGACACCAGUGGACAGGGGGUACCCGGCGGCAGCAGCCCAACUCCCAGUGAUGGACCCUCAGCCCACUUUGACAACAGCGUGCUAAAACUACAUGAACAUGAGGCCUGCCAGUGUGGCGGCGGGGCUGAGGCGGGCCACAGUCCGGAGGCUGGCGCUGUACGGAGCCAGUCAGAGAACAUUCGCCUACAAUCAGGAAGUGGAGGUUUUUUGGAGGGACUGUUUGGCUGCCUGAAACCAGUCUGGACCAUGAUUGGAAAGGCCUACUCUACUGAACACAAACACAAUCAAGAAGAGUCUUGGGAGGUUCCUUUUGAGGAAAUCUCUGACCUGCAGUGGGUGGGCAGUGGCGCACAGGGGGCCGUCUUCCUUGGCAAGUUCCACGGAGAAGAAGUGGCUGUGAAGAAAGUGCGGGACAUCAAAGAGACUGAGAUCAAACAUCUCCGCAAACUCAAGCACCCCAACAUUAUUACUUUCAAGGGUGUGUGUACCCAGGCUCCUUGUUACUGUAUCUUGAUGGAAUAUUGUGCCCAAGGGCAGCUGUAUGAGGUGCUGAGGGCAGGCCGUAAAAUCACACCUUCUCUCCUGGUUGACUGGUCCAUGGGCAUUGCAGGCGGCAUGAACUACCUACACCUCCACAAAAUCAUCCACAGAGACCUCAAGUCCCCCAACAUGUUGAUCACACAUGAUGACAUGGUGAAGAUCUCUGACUUUGGCACCUCAAAGGAGCUAAGUGACAAGAGCACCAAGAUGUCAUUUGCUGGCACUGUAGCCUGGAUGGCACCUGAAGUUAUUCGGAAUGAGCCAGUGUCAGAAAAGGUGGACAUUUGGUCUUUUGGAGUGGUGCUCUGGGAGAUGCUUACAGGAGAGAUCCCUUAUAAAGAUGUCGACUCAUCUGCAAUCAUCUGGGGUGUGGGAAACAACAGCCUUCAGCUGCCCAUACCGGAGAGUUGCCCAGAUGGCUUCAAGAUUCUCCUCAGACAGUGCUGGAACUGUAAGCCCAGAAAUAGACCUUCUUUCCGCCAAAUCCUCCUUCAUCUGGAUAUAGCGUCAGCUGAUGUACUGUCAACUCCUCAAGAAACGUACUUCAAGUCUCAGGCUGAAUGGAGGGAAGAGGUGAAGCAGCACUUUGAGAAGAUUAAAUCUGAUGGCACUUGUCUCCACCGACUCGAUGAGGAACUGAUCAACCGACGCAGAGAGGAGCUCAGGCAUGCUUUGGACAUUCGUGAGCAUUAUGAAAGAAAACUGGAGAGGGCUAACAACCUUUACAUGGAGCUCAGCGCUGUCAUGCUGCAGCUGGAGCUGAAAGAGAAAGAGUUGCAGAGGAGAGAACAGUCUUUGGAUAAGAAGUAUCCAGGUUUGUUCAAGCACCAUAGCUCCAGACAGAGCAGCUCCUCAAACUCCAUGGAUAAGCUCAUCAAGAAGAGAAAUGUCCCACAAAAACUUCCCUCGGGAAAGAGGCCAGACAUUCUUAAGUCUGAGGUAAUCAUUCCCAAAAUGGACUCUUCCGUAAUGCAAGUCACUAUUCCAGCCUGCCCUAACAGGAGCUCCACUUCUCCCAGCCGGUCUCGGAGGGUAAAGACCCGCCAUCGUAAGGCCGGUAAGGGCAGCAGUGGGGACCUGGCUGGACUUAAAGCCAAUCAAUCCUCCCCUAACAGGGACACAACUGCCCAAGUUAACAGUUCUACCACUAACACCUCCAAGCAGCUCCUGGAGCCUUCUGCAGCCCUGCGGGGUCUCAGUCACGAGCAGCAGCAGAGGCAGCUAUCCUCCUCCAGUCCUGACCUCAUCUGCACCACGCUAGAGGCAGACAGCCAGGGAAAAGGGGACCCCUCUGUGGGUGGGCUGGAGAGAGGGGGGAGCCUUAGUGCCUCUGCUGGUUUAGGGGGGUCAGAGGGAGGGGCAGCCGGUCUGGAUGAUCUCACAGAAACCCCCCCACGCAGUGACACUCCCAGCGAGGAUGCUGCAUCGUUCCCGUUCUCCAGCAGCCCAGACUCACCGUGUGGGAGGGGUGCGGCAGCAGGACGAGGAUCUCUGGGAUCUCCACGCCUUCCUCAUGAUGGGGAAGAUAAAGAGGAGGGUGCAGGUGCUGUGAGGCUGCCCCGGGGAGCAUCAGGUGGAAUUGGGAGUCAGCACCUCACACCUUCAGCCAUUCUGUACAGGGCAGCUAUCACACGCAAACAGAGGCGUGGAGUGUCAUCAGAAGAGGAGGAGGGUGAAGUUGACAGUGAGGUUGAGUUACCACGGAGACGACGCCCGACCAGCAUUACCAAGUGCCAGUCAGUGUCAACAUUCAGUUCAGAAAAUCUGUCUGUAUCGGAUGGUGAGGAGGGCCACACAACAGACCACUCUCAUAGCGGUACUCCCGAUGUCGUCAGCACUAACACCGAUGACAGGUUGGAUGACCGCAGCGACGACCUCCUCUCUCAGGGGUCGGAGAUCCCCGCGGACAACACCGAUCCUGCCCAGGCUUCCGAUGGCCUGUCUGAGAGAGACGGCGCUCUGGGCCAGGGCAAAGCUCAGCUGGAUGCCGGGCAGAAUCCUAAUGAGAGUCGAGCCUUGUGUGAUGAUUCUGACUGCGACAGCGCUGAGCUGGAUCAGUCAGGUAGUGGCGAGCUCAGCCGUCCUCCCAGUGCUGGAGCAUGGGCGCCGCCAUCUCAACCCUAUCAGGGGUCUCCACAGGCUCCCCAUACGGGACCUCCAUAGAUCACUGGACACUAGGAAAGAUCCAGCUACUCUACAGUGAGCAACCAUCACAGGCGUACACCGGUCUGUCAGUGCAGUACAUUACUGUUGUCAUGAGGGAUCACACCUACUACACCACUCAGACUAUGACAAGUUGACUUAUGGUGUCUCAUAAGUUUGUUGGCUGGCAAACCUGCACCAGAUGACAUAGGACAUUUGUCAUAACCUGACAUCAGAUAUUUUGGCAGCUUGUGACAUCAGAUAAAUGUCAUUUCCGUUCAGUAGGGUUUGUUUGGUUUUUUUUUUAGGCAGGAUAAUUCCAGUUUGCAAAAACCCUUCCACAGAUGCACACGCACGCACAAGAAGAUACCACACUCUUAGUCCUUUAAACACUCUAACCUUCACUCUGGGAGCAUCCUCCAUGAUACUCCACACACUAAUGCAUCAAAUACUAAUGAUUAAUAAAUGUAAAUAUUCAUGGCAUACCACAUGAGAAAUAUCUAACUUUAUUUUAUUUGUAAGAUAAAAGUGUAAGACUUAACAGUAUGCAGCCCUGUGAACAAAUGCAUGACUACAUGUUUAUAAUUUAUGGUUCGAAUGUGUCCGUUUUAUAUUUUGUGAAAGUUUACACUUUUUUAAUCCUGAAAGUAUUAAUUGAGUUUUUUUUUUCUUUUUGUUAAUAAAUGUCAUCACUAAAGAAAAAAAAAAGAGACAAAAAUGGAAUGAAAAUCUCACAUUGAUCAUGAUGCAUAAUUUGGGUUCUCAGUAGCUAAAAUUUUAUUUUUUUUAAGCCCUCCUACUACUGAGUUUCACAUACACAUAUGACACACUUGAGGUUUUUAUAGAGUUUAUAAAAAAUUUUUGAUAGGAUGGGAGGUCUUUUGGUUCACUCGAAAUGCACCUCUGCUAUUGUGUGUGUACACUCAUUUAACCAGCUUAUUGAGUACAUCAAGCUAAAAAUACUUUGUGUCUUUUUUGUUGAAACUGUUUUAAAAAGUUGUGGAUUCAAGUGGAAUAUCAUUGUGGAGAAUGUAAUUCGUUUGUGGUGACGGGAAACUUUAUUUCAUUAGGCAGAGAGGUGUUCCUAUUAUUUAGACAACUCUUGUUGAUAUAUCCAGGGUGCAUAAAAUUAUACAGAAGCAUUUUGGAGGUACUGUCACCACAAACUGACACAAACAGUUGAAACAGAACCUCUCUAAAACAGUUUUAACACAAACUCAACAUUCUAACCUCUGGUAAAGUAGCAUUUAUUGCAGGACUGUUGCAUGUGUUUUAGCUAGAUGGUUCUAAUAAACUGGCAACCCAUUAUUGCUUUCCCAGUUUAUGGAAUUACUGACUGUGGCUUUUAAAAUGUUGUUGCUUUUAAUAAUUUCAGCCACAAAGUGCAGAAGAAAUCCACUGUUUUAACACCAAACAGUUGCACAAUGAACAGAGCCAGACCAGAUUUAAAAUGUAAUUAGAACAGACGCAGAAGCAGGGAUAUCUCAUUUUCUAUUUCUACUUCUCAGUUGUUAAAGACUGGCACUUAUAUUCCACCCUUGGCAACGUGACAGUUGCUCAGAGAGCUGGGUGUUCUUGUUAGCUGUAUUAGCAGCUAAUACCUUGGAAUGAAUUCCUGGCCUUCUGCAGCGAUUUAGGAGCAUGAGCCCCCUACUCCAUCCACCUACCACUCCAACCACAACAUGACGUGCCCAGUUGAUCGAGAGCUAGAACGACUACAAGUAGUUUGCUUCAACCUUGUAACACCUAAUACUGACUAAAAGCAUCCUUUUUAAGUGCAGGAUUCUGAGUUCAGGUUAUAUUGAAUGAAUCUUAACUAUGUGCAGGCAAGCGUGGAAAAACCUCCCAACCUUUGACCUAAUGUUGAGUCAUAACGAGUUUGAUUUAAGCCUACUGGUGUGUCCACAUGGUUAAGCAAUAGGGAUGGGAAUGGCAGAGUAAAUCACGAUAUGAUACUAUCAUGAUAACAGUUGUAUUGUGAUACAUGGAUUCUGCAAUACUUUAUACAUUGCAAGACAAUCAUCUGUAAUACAUGACCAUAUCUGUGGAAAUCAGAAAGGACUAAAGAAAAAAUAUCCUUACAAACAGGAAUCAUUUAUUCACUUGGUUUUAGCCUUUACAUAAACAUUAUUACUUUAAUAAUAAGUACUUUAAGUCUUAUUUUCUCCUCCUAAAUUCCAUCACAUACAAUUUUGUUGGUGCAUAUACGUAGUAACAUCUUCCAAAUCAAUUCAUGUUUGUUUUGUAUUCUUUCAUUAGGCAUAGUUUGCACAACAUUGCACUGCACUCCAUGGGGGUUUGGUGCACAAGAGAUUAUAUUAUGCAUAGAUAUAAAGGAAAAUACAUAAAUAAUACUUAUUACAUCAAAAAUGCAAUAUUUGUGUUUAAAAUAAUGAUUGUUUAUAUUAGUGACCCUUACAUAUACAGUACCAGCCAAAAGUUUGGACACACUGGCACUGUAUGUGAUUUUACUUCCUUAAAAGGGAGCCCCCCCCCCCACCUAACUCAAACCCAGGAUAUAGUGCAUCUCUAACUUGUUGCAAGAAAAAGCAAUAUGAUUUUCCCAUUUUAUAUGAAUGCAGUAGAAAACUGAAAAGUGGCAACGCUCAUCCACUAAACCUAAAUGGACACUGAUUUGUAAAAUCAGUGGAGUACCAUCCAGUAAUGAACCAAAAGGCCUCUGGUUGUUCGGGAUGUUGGCAGGCUUCAUAAAAACCUCAUCUGUUCCUUUUACCCUUUAAGAUUACUGCAGAAGUACCUAGAUAAAGAUAGAGCACUUCUCUGUGAUGGUUACUAGUAGAACAGUAAGUAUCCUUUGGGUUUGAAUAGAAAUGUUUUGUUUUUAUACAGCAUUGCACAUUGUACCUGUAACAUAGGAAUUAUAUUGAAAGCAAAAUAUUAUGAGCAACAAUAAAUAAUGUAUUGGUUACAAAA